Messenger RNA from Dermatophagoides farinae (American house dust mite), 2337 nucleotides. Its product is annotated as cytochrome P450 4V2. The record is from RefSeq and is a predicted model, not a curated record. Lineage: Eukaryota; Metazoa; Arthropoda; Arachnida; Sarcoptiformes; Pyroglyphidae. Gene Ontology annotation, molecular function: heme binding; iron ion binding; oxidoreductase activity, acting on paired donors, with incorporation or reduction of molecular oxygen.
UCUAACAUCAUCAUCAUAAUCAUUAAUUUAAACAAAUUUUUAAUCGAUGACAUUGAAAUCUGAAUGGAUGGUGAUUGUUUUUUUGUUUUUGUUUUAUUUCGAACAAGUUCAAGAUCACAAUUAUCAUUAACAGAAUCUAUACAAGUUCAUCGGGUUAACAAAUAGACUAUUCAUUUGUGUGUGUGUGGGGGGCGAAUAUUGUGUAACAAAGAAAAAUAAGUGUUUAAGAUAAUCCAACUUGAAUGAUCAAUAGAUCAUCUUGAUCGUAGCUGUCAUUGUCAAACAAACAAACAAACAAACAUAGAUUUCUUCCUUGAACACAUAUAUGCACACAUGAUUUUUGGUGGCACAAUUUUUUCUUCAAUGUUUCAAAUCAUUGCAUGAGAGACAGCAGGCAGCAGUGUAGACAUUAAAGAAUGAAUGAAAAAAAUAGGAUUUUUUUUUCACAAAAUGUUACAUUGACAUUGUUUGAUCAACGAUUCGGGUCUUGAAAUGUUAUUUUUUUUUUUGAAUCAAACAACACAUUAUCUUGUUUUAUGUUGUGUAAGAUGAUAAAAAAAAAUCAAAAGCAAAUGUUUUUUUUUCUUUAAAGAAACAUCACACCAUUCAUACGUAAAGUAUUUAAACACAAUGUUUGUCGUUGGUUAUGAAAAAUUUUGUUAUCAUUCAAGAUUUUUCAAACAUUCGAUUCGAAUAUCAAAAUAAAAUUAUGGCAACCAUAGUGACCAUGUUACCCAUUGGUGUAAUAAUAACCGCCAUACUAGUCAUCAUUGUUAAUCUAUUCAGAUUAAUUUUUAUCCAAUAUCGAUCUUAUCAAUAUCUGAAAAAGAUUCCUGGUCCUGAUUUUCGUAAUCCAUUGCUUGGAAAUUUAAAACUAUUCAUCGAUAUCAUUUGUACACCUAAUUAUCGUCCAUCACAAGGAUUUUUUAGCCUAUUAAAAGAUUUAAGUGAUGAAUAUGGUUCAAAAUUGGGUCUUUGUCGUGUUUGGUUCGGACCAUUCAUACCGAUUGUCGUUGUAACCGAUGCUAAUAUUGCACAGAAAAUUUUAAACAGUGAACAUCAUCUGGAUAAAGCUACACCAUAUCGUUUGGUUCGAUUCGUAAUAUUUGAUGGAAUUCUUACAUGUAAUACGGAAAAAUGGCGUCAACAAAAACGUGAACUACAACCACAUCUUAAAUUGAAAGCAUUGCAUUCAUAUCUACCGAAUACUAAACAUUAUUUAUCGAUAUUGAAUGAAAAAAUUGAUCAAUGUAUCAAGGAUAAUAAUGGUAUAUUUUCGGAUGCUAAACCAGUCGUUUCAACGUUUGUACUCGAUGUUCUUGGUGCAAAUUUUUUCAGUACAGAAUUCAAUUCAUUAUCAGCUGGUUUCAAAGAACCUAAAUUCAUCGAACGAUUCGAACGUAUGACUGACUUAAGCUAUGUAAAUCUAUUGAAACCAUGGACAUAUUUUUUCCGUUAUGAAUUAUUCAAUUCAUUGAUAUUGUUCACAACCAAAAAUAUGGAUAAUUUAAAAAGUUUGUGGCUUAUUCUACGAUUUCAGCGUUCAGUUCGAGAGAUCAUUAAUAAUCGUGUGGAAAAAUUACGUAAAAAUAAAGAUGAACGAACUACAAUGAUGCUGGACACAAUGAUCGAAUCACGAAUGGAUCAUAAUUCAAUGAAAGUGACAAAUAUUAAAGAAAUUGAAACGCAUAUGAAUUUUUUCAUUAUUGGUGGACAUGAUACAACAACAACUUCAUUAUCAUGGACAUUAUAUUUGCUUGGUCAUCAUCCACAGAUACAGGAACGAUUACGUGAAGAAAUUGAUGAAUAUCUAGAUGAAUUGGAAGCUAAUGAUGAACAGAUUACAUUAUUGAAUAUGAAACGAUUAAAAUAUCUGGAAUGUUGUAUACUGGAAGCAUUACGUCUAUAUCCAUCGGCACCGAUUGUUGGUCGCCGUGGACGAACACCAAUUCAACUGGAUAAUGGAAUCACUUUACCAACACAUGUUAAUUAUUUGAUAAUCAUAUCGAAAAUAUUGAAAGAUCCAAAAUAUUUUCGUGAACCAAAUCGUUUCUAUCCAGAACGUUUUCUAGUGGAUAAAGAUGAUACAGAAAAUUGGUUCACACAUUUAGCUUAUUUUCCAUUCAGUGCCGGUAUUCGUAUGUGUUUAGGUCGUGAAUAUGCAAUGAUGCAAUCAAGAAUGUUAUUCAUCAAUCUAGUUGGUAAUUAUCUAAUUAAAUCAUUAGAUAAUUAUGGUGAAUUGAAUCCAACAAUGAAUGUUUUACAUGUACCGGCACAUUUUCCCAUUCAAUUUCAACGACGAACAAAUUGUAAAAUUAGAAAAUUAAUAAUUUAAAA